This is a messenger RNA of Eutrema salsugineum, 1804 nucleotides long. RefSeq names its product BTB/POZ and TAZ domain-containing protein 4. Lineage: Eukaryota; Viridiplantae; Streptophyta; Magnoliopsida; Brassicales; Brassicaceae. Gene Ontology annotation, molecular function: protein binding. The coding region runs from base 469 to 1614 and encodes 381 amino acids. The record is from RefSeq and is a predicted model, not a curated record. The transcript has 6 exons.
UAAAACCACUUGACGAAGCUUUUAACGGAUAUCAGAAGGAGGAAGAAAAGCCGUAAAGGCGCGUGGAUUCUCAGCCGCCCGUUUCGUAUCCGUAGGCUCCACGCGCCUCUCGGUGAUUUUCGCAGGUGGUGGUGUGUUGAUGAAGAAGGAAAUAUCUUUUAAAUUAUUGACGAAAAGAAAAAAAAGUGAGAAGUAAAAUAAAAUUAAAAUCCUUCUCGCUUGAUUUUUUUUGUUUCAAAAUUUUGUCGUGUUCCGCUGUUUUGAGAGUGUGUUUAUAAAAUGGCAAGAGAUCUGUGAUCUUUGAAGCUUCUCUGUAGAGUCUCUUCUUCCUCUCGUUCGACGUAGAAAGAGAUAAAUUUUGUUUUCUCGUAAUUUUGAUUAUCUUGCUCUACGAGGUUCCGUCAGAAUCGAGAUUGUGGAUCGUUUGAAGGAAGGAAGAUAAGAAAAACAAUCAGCCAACAAAGAGAAAUGGUGACUGGUUGUGUUGAACUUCAUCAAUCCUUCAAAGCAGCAGAUUCUACUGUGCCAAUUCCUCCACCUGUUCCAUCGAAAUCUGAUGGACACCAGAAACGAUAUGUAGCACCAGGGAUCGAGCAUAGCUGCGUUUCGACAGCCACAAGAGAUAUGUGGGAUCGUCUUUUCAACGACGGAUACAAAGCUAAUGUAGUGAUCUAUACAGAUAAUGGCGGCAUCAUCUACGCUCAUGCCAACAUAAUUGGGACUGCUUCGACUGUGAUCAAAGGCAUGUUGAAGCAAGCCAAAAGACAUGGCAAGUGGCAUGCAAUCUCAAUCCGUGGUGUUCCUCAUGAUGCUGUCCGAGUUUUUAUCCGUUUCCUCUACUCCGCUUGCUAUGAAAAAGAAGAAAUGAAUGAGUUUAUCAUGCAUUUGCUGCUUCUAUCACACGCGUACGUGGUUCCUCAGUUGAAACGGCUCUGUGAAUGGCAUCUAGAACAUGGUUUACUUAACACUGAGAACGUAAUUGAUGUGUUCCAGCUUGCGCUGCUGUGUGAUUUCCCCCGGCUUAGCGUCAUAUCUCACCGUAUGAUCAUGAAUCACUUCAAGGAGCUUUAUGCCACAGAAGCAUGGAUAGCUAUGCAGAAAAGCCAUCCCUUUCUCGAGAAAGAACUUAGAGACUCUGUGAUCAUCGAAGAAAAUAUGCGGAAAGACAGGAUCAGGAAAUGCAAUGAACGGAGGAUUUAUUCGCAGCUAUACGAAGCAAUGGAAGCUCUUGUUCAUAUAUGCAGAGACGGAUGUAAAACUAUAGGACCACACGAUAAAGAUUUCAAACCAAACCACGCACCGUGUAACUAUCAAGCUUGCAAAGGAUUAGAAUCAUUAAUCCGACAUUUCGCAGGCUGUAAGCUUAAAGUUCCAGGAGGUUGCGUACAUUGCAAGAGAAUGUGGCAACUCCUCGAAUUGCAUUCACGAGUUUGCGCAGAUUCUGAUCAAUGUCGAGUCCCACUAUGCAGGAACUUUAAGGAGAAGAUGGAGAAACAGAGCAAGAAGGAUGAGGUUAGAUGGAAACUUCUGGUGAGGAAUAUGUUAGGGACUAAGAUAAUCGGACGCUCUCCUUUCUUUUUACCGGUGACUAGCUCUUCCUCCUCCGUGUCUUAAACCGUCAGCUCAAAAUGGACAUCGUUUUCUCAAUCCCAAGAAGUCGAGUUUUAAGCGUUUCUUGUGAUCUUCUGCUGGAAAAAAAAAGUGUAACAUAUUAAAUUGAAUAAAUGAAAACAUACGGUAUUUUGGUCGGCAAAGGGUCAAGAUAUCUGUAUGCUGGUUCUGAGAGUCAAAUCCGGUUGGAGGA